AUGAAACGAAGCAGAUGUGAGAGCUCGACUGCACGCUCAUCAUCAACAGGUGAUAGCUAUGACAGCAGCAGCGAAUCAGAAUCUAGCUAUGACACAUCUGUCUCGGUGGCACAUUCACCAAGCCCUCCUAUACUGCCAAACUCUAGGGCUAUGAAAGAAACUGAUCGUACUACCUCGAUGGCUUUCAAGAAAAGCAGUACAGCGUCUUCUAGUAGUACGCCUGCAAAGCGAUUAAAGGCUUCAAUUCCAGAUAAACAGAAGAAACAUAUAGAAUAUUUAUUUGAUAAAGCACCUCAAUACAACUCUUCAGGCGCACCGAAAGACGUCAAAGAUAGAUAUGUAUCAAAGACUUCCCCGACGAGAGGACGUAUGACAGCUUCACAAAUCAACGAAGGAUCGUCAAAGAAACUCACCUCUAGUGGUCAUACAGUCAUGAAGGAGGUCAUUGAAGUGAUCGAUUCUUCUGCAUCUGAAUUUCACCCGUCAGACGAUGAGGAUAGGACAGAGAGCUCGAGUAGCUCAGAAAGCGAGAAUGAUGCGCAUCAAUCAAAAGAGCAUGUUCAAAAGAGAGUCAAAAUGGACACAAAAGAUGACACGAAAGCAUAUCGAAUGCUGAGCGGCAAAGAGAAGGGAAAGAAGCCAUGCCACAAAAAACAUUCUUCAAAAACCCGUAAAUCUGAUGGAAAAGAAGCAACACGUUAUUCUCGUGAAGAAGAUACAGCAAUCAUUGCUUUUGUUAAAGAGAAAAUCCGAAUCGUUGAUAUGAUGGAGCAUUUACGUGAGACAUUCCCAGAUCAACAACCAAAACGAACUUACUCAAGUGUUAAAAGUCAUCGUAAUUUCCUUUUCAAGGAAUGGAAAGACACGAUAUUGGGAAAAGAUACAUCAAAAGAUUGA
Meira miltonrushii is the source of this 897-nucleotide messenger RNA. RefSeq lists its product as uncharacterized. NCBI's taxonomy places the organism in Eukaryota, Fungi, Basidiomycota, Exobasidiomycetes, Exobasidiales, Brachybasidiaceae. The record is from RefSeq and is a predicted model, not a curated record. The transcript has 3 exons. Bases 1 to 897 code for a protein of 298 amino acids.